Lindgomyces ingoldianus is the source of this 858-nucleotide messenger RNA. RefSeq lists its product as uncharacterized. Bases 1 to 858 code for a protein of 285 amino acids. NCBI's taxonomy places the organism in Eukaryota, Fungi, Ascomycota, Dothideomycetes, Pleosporales, Lindgomycetaceae. The record is from RefSeq and is a predicted model, not a curated record. The transcript has 8 exons.
AUGGACCACGCCAAGCAGGUUCCCAAAUCUGUCAUAAAUCACCCCCUGCCAUAUUCGAACAAGGGAAUAGCAUUCAUUAUACCCGGUAUCACAUCACUACCACCAUCUUACCAUCGCACCAUCAUUUCCAUCGCAAAUAUUAUACGAUUUGCACUAAGAGCACCAGUGUGGGGGAAAUAUUCGUAUCGGAGUAUCUCCAAUAACGUAUCAUAUGCUUCAUUCAUAGCAACAGGCGAUCGACUGAUCUGUGUCCACGAAUCAGGGCCCAAUUGCAUGAGGAAGGAGAUAGCCAGCCAGCAGAAACCCCACCCCACCGUAGCAAACACCAAACAUCAGGCAGGAAAAUGGACAUUAACAAGUGUCAAGCACAAACACGAUAGCUUGGGUACCAAACUAGUGAAUUUACAGUGUAACGGACCGCAACCCCCAGACCUUGAUAUCCUAAUACACUCUCCUGGAACGGUCCUUCCUCCCCUUGCGGCCGUCGUAUCCAACUUCAGCUUCAGCAUCAAAAUUCAACUUCAAAAACCACACCCAGCUAGCAGAGUAAUCCAGACUCUUGGCGCGUGUGUACUCGAAGCAAAGAACCAAUCCAAAAUGAGCAUUGAAAGACGAAAACAGAAAACUUCAAUGAGAAGUGAAGCGCUGGAGAGGCCAGAAAGAAAUGCAAGCUACUAUACCAAUUUUCGCCUCGCCUCGCCCAAGAAAGUUGAAACCAUCCCAUUUUCCAUCAUGAAGAUCGUAUUCAUUUCCAACUUGCGUUACCAACCCACGCUCUUACUCCUACAACUCCCCUUCAACUUCAUCAUCAAUCACCCGUUCCAGAUCGCUGCGAGGGAGAGAAUUAGCUGGUCAUAG